This is a messenger RNA of Dioszegia hungarica, 1728 nucleotides long. Its product is annotated as fungal-specific transcription factor domain-containing protein. The record is from RefSeq and is a predicted model, not a curated record. Gene Ontology annotation, biological process: DNA-templated transcription. Gene Ontology annotation, molecular function: DNA binding; zinc ion binding. The transcript is spliced from 6 exons. The annotation marks the transcript as partial. Lineage: Eukaryota; Fungi; Basidiomycota; Tremellomycetes; Tremellales; Bulleribasidiaceae.
GCCUCGGCGCGCGCUGAUUUCCAGAUGAGCGAUGCUGGGGAAGAUGUCCAUUACCACGGUCCCACCAGCGCCUACGCUCAUUCUUCCCACGCUCCGCCUAUCAGCAGCUCGCCCAUGACUAGCCGGCUCGAAAGUUUCGCCGACCGACCUCACGACUACCGCUUAUACCUCCCUCGCUCAGUCGACCUGACCCAGGCUCAACAUUCGACCAUCCUCGACCGCUUCUUCCGCUUCUUUGCCUCAUGGGGAAUGCGGGCGUCCCCAGAGCUGUUCAAGCAAGAUAUGAUGCGCGCGGUCAUGUUACCGCCGAAUACGCCGCCUGCGAGGUUUUCGCACUACUCGCCUUUCCUCCACAACAUUAUCCUGUCGAUAGCUCUAAUGUGGGCCGACGAAGACCACCUCUCGCAUGCCGAUACUCGGGCGGUAUUCGCAGAGCAGGCUGAGCGAUACCUGUCGGCGGAGCUGGCUCGACCUACUUUGGCCACGGUGCAGGGAUUGGCGCUCAAGUCGAGCCUGCACUCGACGCUGGGGGAUCAUACGAGUGGCUGGGCGUACUUUGGGAUGGCAGAGAGGGUGUGCUUGUCGCUCGGCCUGAAUGUCAAUUGCGCGGACUUGGUUACGAGCGGUAAGAUGUCGGCGACUGAGAUGGACUUCCGCCGGAACACAUUCUGGACGAUCUUCGUCCAAGAGCAAUGCUGGGCUGUCUAUAUCGGUAGACCCCACGCCGCUCAAGAUUACAAUAUUCCCCUGCCAGUUCCUGACCCUACCCUUGACGACCUCCCCUGGACCUGGCACAACUUGGAGGUUCCCGACCGGCAUCUUCCUCCUCAGCCCUCGAUGUACAGCACCACAUUUGCAGAGACCGCCAAGCUCACUGUGAUCAUGCAGAAAGUGAUGACGGCAUUGUGGUCACAGCGAGCAGAAAGUCAGCGAGCUCAGGUGUGUGAUGCAGUUGGCCACGGAUAUGUGGAUCCGCAGCUGACUCGCAGUGUGGCUCUUGAUUCCUGGAACGAAGCGCUGCCCGCCGCCCUCAUCCUCAACGGACAUUCCCAGAAGAACGCCCUGCCUCACAUUAUCGCCCUUCAGCUCGCCAAGGAAUGGCUCACCAUCCUCAUCUACCGGCCAUACUACCGUUCGAUCUCGGGACACGGUCGGUCUGACAUCAUUGAUACCAUUUUAGGAACGGCACGAUGCGACCGAUCUGCGGACCGCAUCAAUUCCCUUCUUCGCACAUACCACUCUCGCUUCGGCUUGCGGUAUACACCCCCCACUCUGUUCAAUAUCGCCUUUAUGGCGGGCACCACUCAUCUGCUCGCUGCUGUCUGGCAUCGGACCGCCUCAGCAAAGUCUGCGGCAGUCAAGCAAGCGACCGAAUGCGUCACCUUCCUACGUUUGGUCGCAGAAUCAUGGCCCGCAGCGGGACACAAGGCCGACAUCCUCAACGCUCUGGUCAUGGAGUACGCCGAUCCCACCAGUCCAGUGGGCGGGAUCCGACCUUUCCCAAAGCCGAAGCGGGCCCCUACUUCACCCUCGGAAGGCGGCGCACCGGCCUCGCUGGCUUCACCUUCCUCCGCACCCAUACCACUUCCCCUCGCCCAGCCGCCAUCCGCACCUACGCUUAUGAUCGGCGCCGAUAGCUUUGCGGGCGGGCUAGACUGGUUUGCUGCCACCAUCCAGAAUUCUGGGGUUCUCACCAAUCCCGCGUCUGAGUGGGGUACCAAUAUGUGA